GAUCUGCAUGCUAGUGGCCAUUCGACAGUAAACACUUCUCUUAGUUAUUACUCCAGGUUUCCCUUCUUCUCGGAGCUGGUGCCAAUUCUCAUUAGAGUCAUCAGUCAAACCAGUCUGUCAAUCAAUCAAUCAGUCAAUCAAUCAGUCAAUCAAUCAGUCAAUCAAUCAGUCAAUCAAUCAAUCAAUCAAUCGGUCAAAUCAAGUCAAGUCUGCUUCGUACUUCUCCCUCGGGAUCUCAAAGUGGUCAAGUAGAUUCAUUAUUUAGCAUCGCUUAUCUCCUCCUCUCCUCUCCUCUCUUCCUGCCGUCCUGCCUCCUCUCCUUCCUAGCUUAUCUUUUAAUAAGGCUAUCGGCCCCCUCCUCCAAAGUCAUUCUUGCCAAAUUACGGCCGUCCGGUAUCUUAGCCUUCAUUUAAAGUACCUAGAUAGGUACCUAGUGAUUCACUGCAAAUCAGCUGAACGCGCUCUCUCGCGCUCGCUCUUGACUUGUGCUUAAUAAACAUACAUACAUUCCUCUUCCGACCUCUGCUCAUUCUCCCCUGCUGUCAUCGCACGACAACUCUUCACACAGCUUUGGAAAUAUCACAAGAUCGAGUGCAAUACACUCCCCCUUCUAUCAAAGCGACCAUAUACUGCUGUCCCUUCACUUGGUGUUAUCAUACCGACAUCCACACCCGACCGUUAUCCGACACUCGUAUCAUGAUAAGCUCUUGAAUCACUGUACAAUCCGAGUGCUGUGAUCAUUGACCUCCAGUCUCGUCCAUUUGGAAAUUAUGCAAAGCAGCUCGAUAUCUCUUCUGAUAAGUUUUGUUAAAUUAUUUUCUAUCCCGAAUUCUUUCUACUUUUGCAAGAACGAAUCCCGUUGAAGGUAUUAUUCAAAUCCCCGACAGAUUGGGUUUCUAUCAAGUAAUAAAUACACACAACUGGUUUAUGCGGUAACUCUCAGGGCACGCGAGCAAACAAGAUGCCUACCUCAUUCUCAUUAUUCACAACACAAAAGCCGAAGCCCAAACCUACCACUUCCACUUCCACUUCCACUUCAACCUCAACCUCAACCUCUUCUUCUCCCAACCCAAAUUCCGAUUUCAGUUAUGAACAAACCUCAGAUAUCAUGCCAAAGUCAACUUCCGGUACUGAGGUUACGACCACUUUCACUUCUUCGCCAGUGGUGAUUCCCACGAGAAGUCACCACGAUAGUUUCAAAAAUGGUUUGGGAUUUGAGCCAAGGAAGGAUCGUCGUCAAACCACCAAAAAUCACUCUGUGCGAUCGAGUCGUCGCCCUUACGAUGCCCAUUCGCCGGAUGCCAUUCCCCCCUCGGUCGCUGCCUUGCUGGCGAUUACAGCCAUUCCGCCUCCCAGAUCAAACAGGAGUGCUCGCACACAUGGUACGUCGAGACAAAGAUUGACGGUAGACGCUAUAUUAAAACAUACUGCUGUGUCGGAGAAAGAACUCAGUAUAACAUUUGGUAUGAGUCCCAUGGAAUUAUUGUUGAGCCCUCCAGAAGAAAUCGAUUCGACCGAUUGUUACAGUUCGGAGAAUGGUCCGGGAUCAGUCAUGUCAAGCAGGACUACAUCGAGCGAGUCUGUACCAUCUUUGGAUGAUGCUUCCCUUAGUGAUGCAUCAACUCCGCCAAGUUCAAUAAUGACACCGAGUUCAAGAGGGAGGAGGUCUUUACCAACCAGGAGAUACCAACCAACAUUUGCGGGCGAGGAUACUCUGCACGACCAUCCUUUAUCAGAUGUCGAUGUUGAAGAGCUCGACUUUAGAGUCUUCCAAAGACCAUCGGAUUUACCCAAGGACCAACAAGAUACGACCGGCGUCGAACCCCCACGCCGCAAGUCCGCGUUCAAAUCGAACUUAACUGCAUCACUGCGUGCUUUGAGGUCUGCGGCAAAAUCAUUCUCGAGUCUCACAACACCUAUGAUUACGCCUGAUGAUUUUCUUACAAGAUCCAUCAUGUCAAUUGACCCGAAGGUCCCAUUUACGGAUGAAAGGAUGCCACCUCUCCUGGUCGAUGCACCCACCCCAGCACUGCGUCGGUAUCUCAACCCCACAACAAAUGCUCCCACGGAUGCUCAUGUGCCAACAUCUCUUACCCAAACAAUGAGUGCUACACAAUGCACAGCAUCUAUCCAAAUGCAAACAUACAAGGUUUCCAAGUCUCCAAAAGGCACUCCACCAGCCGAACUCAAUAGGCGCAGACAAGGAAAUUCCGAGGAAGCCUUUGCCGAGGUCGCGACCGGACCAGUUGCACGUCAACGCGACAUGAGGGAGAACAGUGAUUUUAUUCGGAUUGCAGUUAUGGAAAUGGCCAUGAGAAAAAAUGGAAAGUUGGACGACCGCAAACCAGGAAGAGCAAGAUGGGCUUUACCACCCAGGCAAGCAUCCAGCAAACCUUACGAAAUUGGAAAUGAUGGAGUUCCUCUUCGAUGGACUGCAAUCACUUAUUAAACAGAAUUAGAUAUUCACAUCAUUGCACAUCUACCUCGCACAAUGUAUGCGACACCUUCCCCGACAAGAUUUGGCUUCUCAGGACCUUAUUAUUCAGUGGCACUGGACUGGUACAAAAUCAAUGAUUCAUGGUUUCCGACCGACGGAUCUCAAGCGGUAUUACGCUUCAAUACCGGACACACCUCUUUUCAUAUACCGAGCUCCGACCUUCUAGAACCACACUAGUCCCACAUGUUCGGAUUCCCCCGAUCGGUCUAUGGGUGGGUGUGUCCCCAUCGAUUUAUUCAAUUUAUCCACUUCUACCCUGGAGCACGAAAAAAGGCUGUUCGCACGAUGACACAUGAAAUCUUGGGUGUUUUGCUUUCGAUUGAAAAUUUUAUCAGUCGGUAGAGGAAUUCCGACUACAAAAUUUUACUUGGCAUUGUGAUAGAUUGGCUCUUACGCAUUAUAUUACAUACCUGGUUAAUCAAUCCAAUAGCAGCUUUUGGUUUGAAAUUUCCCUGGAAGGACUGUCAGGUCGAUGGUUGCAUAUGGCUGUCGAAUGUCGUGUGUAUAGACUGGACUUGGAGAUUCUCCAGCAUGGCAUGGCAUCGUGAAGAAAGCCAGGUUCGAGCAGAUCUUUCACAAAACGCAAGAAAAAAAAUGGAAUUGGAAUGGCGGGUAAAGUCGGAGUGGUCUGAUGAUUCUUUGGGCAGGAGGUUAAUAACCCUAGUGAUGAGGAGAUGGGAAUUCUCGAAAUCCAGCUGUGCAGGCGGAAAUGCAGGUCCAAAAGACAAGGACCCACCACUAUUAUCUCAUCCCACAUGCGAGAAUGAAACUUGUUAUGCACCUAGGGUCCGAAGGCGUGGUUCUGCAUACCAAUUACGAAACAUAAAUGCGAGUGUUAAUUAGCGGUGGCGGAUGAAUAACUUUCAUUUUACGACUGAUUUUUUUUUAUGAAUACAUUGGAGGAGUUUGGGAUUUGAACUUUUCAUACAUUGCGCAGCGAUAGCGAGUGAGCGGGUUAAAGGAGUUUUCUUUAGAAACGGCUCGUCCAACACGACAUCGGUUGUUUUAUUACUUUUCUUUCAACAUUGGAGUUAUGUGGAUUGGGGUUUCAGAUGAGGGAUGGAUGGAUGGAUGGUUAGGGCAUUGGGACGAGGUUGACAUUAUACUGGCUGGGAAUUUUCCGAUACCUACCCUGGGUGGAAUGGGAGGAAAUAGAAUAUAAGAAUAUGAAGAGAGAUUAAAGAUACAAACCACA
Botrytis cinerea B05.10 is the source of this 3692-nucleotide messenger RNA. RefSeq lists its product as hypothetical. The transcript has a single exon. The record is from RefSeq and is a predicted model, not a curated record. The coding region runs from base 962 to 2449 and encodes 495 amino acids. Lineage: Eukaryota; Fungi; Ascomycota; Leotiomycetes; Helotiales; Sclerotiniaceae.